Messenger RNA from Cotesia glomerata, 4307 nucleotides. Its product is annotated as facilitated trehalose transporter Tret1-2 homolog. The record is from RefSeq and is a predicted model, not a curated record. The coding region runs from base 479 to 1990 and encodes 503 amino acids. Gene Ontology annotation, cellular component: membrane. Gene Ontology annotation, molecular function: transmembrane transporter activity. NCBI's taxonomy places the organism in Eukaryota, Metazoa, Arthropoda, Insecta, Hymenoptera, Braconidae. The transcript has 9 exons. Gene Ontology annotation, biological process: transmembrane transport.
CGAAUAAAACGGGGGUAGAUUCAGUUGCCCGCGAUUAAACGUGGGGUCUAGCCGAUCGGGACCCGCCGUCCCGCGAAUUAUCGCGUUCACCUUUUUUUUUCGUUCUCAUUUAAAGUAACAUCUUCUACCAUCAGUAUCUUCAAAAAUUCAAAAAAUUAUCUGCCCAAAAUAAUUGCUCGUAUUUUACCCCUUAGAAAUGAUCGAGGGAUCACUCGUUCCAUUUAAACUCAUCCAGGUCCCCAAAAUGUGCCAAGUGUUUCACUAAUUAUACAUUUUCCGCUAAAUGAGAAGGAAGAAACGGAAAAAAUCCCUUCGGAUUUUACCUCCACCAGUGGAUUCUCACCAAAAUGUUGAUAAUAAAAAUCGAUUAAGCCAACAAAUAACGACCACCAAGACUGACCUUGAAAUAAUAAAAGUCGUUUAAUUUCUGGAAUGAAUCUGUGAAAAGUGCCAGGAUUUAGCAGCAACUGAUCAAAGGAUGUCACUUCAUCACAAAUACUACGUGACAACUGUACCGGAAGAGAACGGCUUCAGGAUGCCCCGCGCAUCAGUAGUACACAUGACAUCGACCGCAACUCGACCCCAGCAUCUAUCUCAGGUGCUGGCAACUUUGGCGCUAUCAAUGGGAACGCUGUCAUGCGGACUGGCCAAAGGCUACACAUCACCGGCAGUAGACUCGAUCCUGGACAGCCAGCCACACCUCUAUCAAUCAUCAGGAAAUGACACUUGGUGGGCGUUUUCAGCGACCAAGCAGGAAGCCUCGUGGGUGGCAUCGCUCUCGAUGUUGGGUGCGGGGUUUGGCGCCAUGAUCGGUGACUGGAUAAUGCGUCGCGGUCGGAGGCUUGCUCUGCGUCUUACGUCCUUGCCUUUAGCGGCCGUUUGGAUCCUUACCGGAGUGGCCCCCUGCGUGGAGCUUGUCUUCACCACGAGCUUUAUCGGCGGGCUUUGUUGCGCGGUGAUCACAAUGGUCGCUCAAGUUUACAUAUCCGAAAUAUCAAUGCCAGCGAUCAGAGGCUGCCUAUCGGCAAUGCUUAAAGUCGUCGGGCACGUGGGCGUCUUGUUUUCCUACAUCGCUGGCUCCUACCUCAAUUGGCGUCAAAGCGCCGUGGUUGUUGCAAUCGCACCAACGAUGCUGUUUUUCGGUACGCUUUUUAUUCCAGAGACACCGUCGUACCUGGUCCUUAACGGCCGGGAUGAAGAAGCUACAGGAAGUCUCAAAUGGCUGCGUGGAUCCCACGUUGAUGUUCGUCAAGAAUUGCAGGUCAUCAAGACAAACGUGCUGGCAUCACGGGCGAAACAAUACGAGCUGACAUUUCGCAACAGCGUAUUGACGCCGCGAUUGUACAAACCAAUUGCUAUAACAUGUGGGCUGAUGUUCUUCCAGAGAUUUUCGGGUGCCAAUGCAUUCACUUAUUACGCAGUUAUUGUAUUUCGACAAACAUUAGGCGGAAUGAGUCCACACGGAGCCACCAUAGCCAUUGGAUUCGUUCAACUUCUUGCAUCACUCUUAUCAGGGUUUCUAAUCGACAUCGUAGGAAGACUACCUCUCUUGAUAGCCAGCACGGUAUUCAUGUCUCUGGCACUAGCAGGAUUCGGUAGCUAUGCAUACUACAAUUCAGUAUCGCAAAAUAUGUUUGAGAAUUCACCGGCAAUAGGACAACACGACUGGAUACCCCUACUGUGUGUCCUGGUGUUCACAACUGCCCUUGCGCUGGGCAUAUCGCCAAUUUCGUGGCUAUUGAUUGGGGAGCUCUUCCCUCUCGAGUACCGCGGCCUUGGCUCUAGUAUCAGCACCAGUUUUAGCUAUUUCUGCGCGUUCUUUGGCAUCAAGCUCUUCAUGGACUUCCAGCAGUUACUGGGUCUUCAUGGAGCGUUUUGGUUCUACGCAGCGGUGGCAGUUUGCGGAUUGUGCUUUGUGGUAUGCUGUGUACCCGAGACCAAGGGAAAGCAGCUGGACGAGAUGAACCCAGACUACGCUCAAGCUCGGUAGUACAAGGCCUCCCUCACUGGAGGGCUUUCGAAUCUAGAGAAAACCAAUAAGCCGCUGCCCAGUGGCGCGUAUCCCAACGAGCAUGAUCCCAGGAAGAUCUACACUGAUAUCGCGUCAUCGGGAACAGGAACAGCUGGGUGUUAUCCACAGUCACUGCGUGAUCAAUUGGCUGGUAUUACCAAGGGUAAAUCAUCGAGCAGGCGUUAUCUACCGCGGCGUAAAUUAACAGAUUACUGCGGUAUCGUUGUUGAAAAGACCGGACGUAUCACCCGCAACGUCGGUAACUUUAUCCAGACCCACAGAUUUAUGCCUACCCGCAAUCUUAUGAAAUCUACCCGGAAUCCCAAUUGCGGGGACAUUAAGCUCCACAAUUUUGCGGAUUAUGACUCUAGUAGCAGGUUCUUUACUUCUGGGCAAGAUCAGUGGAGCCAGAUGAACUUUGUGGUGAAUUCCGAGAUUCAGGAAGAAUAUCACCAGGACCAUAACCAAACUGUCUUUAUCAACGAAAUAGACGGAAAUAAGUCGCCUGAAUCUAGACGAACUAGGCGACAGUUCACCCGGUUUAAGCACAACGAUCUUGAAUUGUUGAGGUAUGGUAAUUUCAAUCCCCGGGUUUUGUACUCGAAUUUGCCGAGGACUAGGUUAAGUAACGGUUACUUUAAUGGGCAUUUAAGCCGUCGGUUGAGCAGCAGCGACCUUACCGACGCGGAUAUCGACCGGGUGUUGGAACGCGACACUACUUUUCACUUGCCGACCAGCAUCAUGACACCCCGGGCUGAGUACGGAAGCACCAGCAGCAUGUCCAUGCUCGAGAGGUACAGAAGAUUUUAUGAAGAGAGAGAUGAUCGCGAUGAAAAUUAUCUUAAACUUUAUCAGAGUCUGUCGAGGUUAGAUAGAUUUAUGCCCAAGGAAAAAUACGUCCCGGGUAAAGUGCAUUAUGAAAGAGAGUAUAGAAUCUAUGGCAGAGAUACUGUUGCGCUUAUUUACUACAAGACCUGUUACUUGUGAUGAUGGUAAUACAGGUUUUAUUUUAAUGGAGGUUUUGAGGAUUAGGUCAUUGUUUUCGGACUUUUGUAGAUUUUAUUCGACGGAUAGUCAUUAUGACUUUUUCCGUAAAUUCGGUUAUUAUUUUUUAAAUAAUGGAUCCUUUUUUAGUGAAAAAUUUGUUUUUUUAUAAAUUUGAUUCAGAAGUUUGAAACUUGACCAAAGCUGGAAUGAAACGCUGGUCGUUUUUACGAUAAUAACGUUAAAAAAUGCUCAUCGUCGACAAUUACGUCCACACAAAUUGCACAAAGCACUGGACCGGAAUGAAAAAAAAAAAUAUUAGCAGAUAAUAAUAAUAAAAGAUUUCGCUUUAGCGAAAGGCAGAACUUCCAUACAUCGUGCCUUCCAGAAAAGAUGACAAUACUAAACCACCUUUAUAUUAUUAUAACUAAAGGAUAAUAGUAAUAAUAAUGAUAAUAAUAACUAAUAAGUGGGAUCGAGAUCGCGUGAGAUAACUUUAAAAUUUGGGACUCAAAAUGGACGCGAUUCAGCUCACUUCAGGCCGAUGACUUAAUAUUGACAAUACAUAGGUAAAUUAGUCUACGAUAAAUCAACUUCCUUAAUUAAAAAAUAAAUAUAUAUAUUAAAAAAAAUAUAAAUAUACAUAAAUAUAUUUCAUAUAAAUAUAGCCUAGAAUAUAUCGAAGGACAAUAAUAAUUGCCAAACUUAUUUUAAUUUUUUAAUGUUCAGACAAUAUCAAAAUUUAAUUAACGAAUUUUAAACUGCCAUUCGUUUAUUUUGUGCCUUUUUUAUUGUUUAUACCGUUAAUUUAUCAAACGAAGAGACCUAAGCCAUUUUGUUUUACUGAAACCGCGAACGUGAUCCGAGCCGACGGUCGAGGGUUCAUAUCCCGAGCGGAAUUACUCAAUUUUUUUUUUUUUUUUUUUUUUUUUUUAUAGGAGAUCUCUUGUCAGGUACUUCAGAUAAUAAACCUGUGAUAAAAAAUAUCACGAAUUAAAAAUAUCCUAAAAAUUCAUAUCGAUUUUAUCAAUCUUUUAUAGGAAAAUCUCGUACUUAGAUUUGCAUUUAUUAGUUUUUAUUCCGAAAUAGAAUUUUUAUCUUGUACCUUUUUUGUGCAAUGCUCAAGGGCUUGGACGUUACGUCAAAGGUGCCAUAGGCACGAUAAUUUUAAAUUUUAUAAUUAUUACAAAGUAAGUCUCCCAUUUUAUUGUGCCCGAGGCAUUUGCGUAGGGUAUAAAGUUCGUUUUUUAAAAUAGACAAAUCUGCAGAUGCACUUCUGUGAAUUGAAUCAGAAUUUUUAUUAAUAAAAAUU